AGAGAGUGCGACAGAGAGAAAAGAGAGAGAGAGAGAGAGAGAGAGAGAGAGUGUUGACAAUCACAACCGGAGACACGAAGAUACGUGACGAUGAGGGACAUUGUCGUGUGUCUGUUUGUUUGCCUAUGCGCAGCGAGUUCUAGUUCUAUCAAGAAGCGGUUCGGAGCGCCACCGGAUGUGGAGCGGGCGUGUGACCCACGCGAUGGCAACCAGACGUUCGUGGCUAAUGUCGAUGACUGCAACAGCUACUGGGAGUGCGUGCACGGAUGCUCCGCUAUGCGACCCAGACACAUGCCGACCUCCUGACUGUAGGUGCGCCGGAAGUGACGUACCAGAAGGGAUGAGCGCCUCGCAGAUUCCACAGAUGGUCAUGAUCACCAGCGAAGGCGCCAUACGACUAGAAGAUUACAAUCACUUGUACACGCAGGUAAUUUACCUGUAA
Priapulus caudatus is the source of this 442-nucleotide messenger RNA. RefSeq lists its product as uncharacterized. Gene Ontology annotation, molecular function: chitin binding; protein binding. Gene Ontology annotation, cellular component: extracellular region. Lineage: Eukaryota; Metazoa; Priapulida; Priapulimorpha; Priapulimorphida; Priapulidae. The record is from RefSeq and is a predicted model, not a curated record.